AUGAGUGAACCAACUGUCAAUUUUACGUUACAGACUCAAAAUGUUAGGUUUUCUGUUCCAGCAGAGCUAAUUAAAAAAAAUUUCAAGCAGGUACAGAAACUGAUUGAGAAACUCAAGAAACAAGCUGCGGAGGCAAUCGCUACCAUCAAGAAUGAUCCUAACGUGGAACCCAGUGUGAAACUUGCCAUGGUUCAGAAAAUCUCUCGCCAGGUCGUAGCAUUCCAGAAGAAACUAUCUCAAGCCGAGGAGAAAGACAAAGCUUUUCGUUCACGGCUAGUGAAAAGGGCAGAUCAUAUUCAGCGCAUACAGGAGUUUACUACAAGAGACAAGGAUGACGAUGAAGGGGUAUUGGAUUUGCAUAACGAUGGUUUGAUUUCGUGGUAUCGUGAAGAGAUUAAUGUUCUAAUUGUGGAUUACCUACUAAAAUCCAAUACCUGCAAAGACCACAAUGUGGGUACCGAGCUUAUGAAGCAGUUAGAUGCUGCUGGAACUCCUCUUUCCUCAUUGAUAGAUGUCGAAGUCUACGAAAUGUUUAACAAAGUUUUCAUCUCUAUUAAUGAAGACCACGAUUUGGAGCCAAUUACUGCUUGGUUUAACGAGAACCAAACCUCCUUGAAACGAAUCCAUUCCAACCUUCCCUUUGAAAUCCACUUAUGCAAAUUUCUAUCUAUGAUAGAGAAAUGUUCCGUGUACGAAGCAAUUGAAUAUUGCAAGUGUAACUUGACUACCUACUGUGACCGCAGUCGUUAUGAUGACGCUGAUAUGGCGAAUUAUGAGAGUAACGUGAGGCGCCUCACUGAAGUGGGUUCCCCGCUCCUAUUCUUUGCCAUAGCUACCUCUAACGAUACAAAAGCGGCCCUCAAUGACGGAAAGAGCCAAUCGUGGUUCAGUUUGCUAGACUCGUCUUUUCCUGAGAGCAACUUCGUUUCGUUUGGAUCCUAUAGCCGGCUGAUGGAAUCCCAAAGAUGGAACGAACUAUCAAGAUGUUUCAUUACUGAUUUCACCAAGAUCUAUAAUAUUCCCCAAACGUAUCCAUUGUUUGUGCAUUUGUCCGCGGGCCUUUCAAGUCUUAAGACUAAGUCUUGUUAUUGUAACGACGAUAAUACUAUAUUCAAGAACAAGGAAAAUGAAGAUCUGUUCAUUAUGCACCUUGACUCCAAUUUGUCAAGAAAUUUGGCUUUGAGGGGACCCAAUCAGUAUUAUAAACUCUUGCAAAAGACAAACGAGUGUCCUGUGUGCUCACCAGAACUAUUCCGCCUAAGCCAGAAUCUUCCAUACACGCAGCUGGUAACCAGUAUAUUUGAAAACCCAUUCAAAUUACCAAACGGCAAUAUUUAUCCAUUUGAUAAACUAUUAAAUCCGGCGGACCACAAUGAAAUGCUCAUACGAAACGGAAAAGUUAAAGAUCCCCUUUCCCAAGAAACUUUCUUCAUCGACGAUUGUGUUCGUGUCUUCCCAGCUUAA
Messenger RNA from Clavispora lusitaniae ATCC 42720, 1464 nucleotides. Its product is annotated as glucose-induced degradation complex subunit. Gene Ontology annotation, cellular component: nucleus; GID complex; cytoplasm. The record is from RefSeq and is a predicted model, not a curated record. NCBI's taxonomy places the organism in Eukaryota, Fungi, Ascomycota, Pichiomycetes, Serinales, Metschnikowiaceae. Gene Ontology annotation, molecular function: ubiquitin protein ligase activity. Gene Ontology annotation, biological process: proteasome-mediated ubiquitin-dependent protein catabolic process.